AUGCCCUCACUCCGAACGACUCAGACUCAGGUCUGCCACUCAAGUCAAUUUAGUCAAGUGCACUCUUGCUCGGUGCCAACGUCGUCAAUCACGACGUUCACACUUUACAGAGCUCAGAUAAAUUCAAGACGCAUCACUGCCUUGCCGAGACUGUUCUGCCCGAAAUUAACAUCAAGAAUAGUGUCCUCGUGUCCAAGGACUGAUUCGAGAAAAUAUACAGGUGUCCAUUUGGCAGGCAGCUGUAAAAAAAUUAAAAAAUAUCCAGUUGGAAUUCAAAGAAACAUUAUCUGGGUAAUAACAUCCUUCUUUUUUUUAAUCUCUUCCUCGCUUACCAGAAAUGGUUCUUUGGAAUCGUCUGCAUAUUUGUUUUUAAUAUUGUCACGAAAUUCAUUAAAAUUGAAAGCUGCAUUCUCUUUUACGCUGUAUGGAAAGUGA
Marchantia polymorpha subsp. ruderalis is the source of this 435-nucleotide messenger RNA. The record is from the annotation of a GenBank genome assembly. NCBI's taxonomy places the organism in Eukaryota, Viridiplantae, Streptophyta, Marchantiopsida, Marchantiales, Marchantiaceae.